This is a messenger RNA of Anoplophora glabripennis (Asian longhorned beetle), 1575 nucleotides long. It is a transcript of the gene Rab7, whose product is annotated as ras-related protein Rab-7a. The record is from RefSeq and is a predicted model, not a curated record. The transcript has 3 exons. Gene Ontology annotation, molecular function: GTP binding; GTPase activity. Gene Ontology annotation, cellular component: lysosome; late endosome; phagocytic vesicle. Bases 124 to 750 code for a protein of 208 amino acids. Gene Ontology annotation, biological process: endosome to lysosome transport; phagosome-lysosome fusion. NCBI's taxonomy places the organism in Eukaryota, Metazoa, Arthropoda, Insecta, Coleoptera, Cerambycidae.
GGUAAACAAGGAAAAGUAAAAACGCCAUUUUCUGUUUUACGUCGUACGCAGUAAAUUAUUUGUGUAGAAAGAUAUUUUUUUACCUUUGGAAACAUCACAAACUACCUACUUUAAACGACAAAAAUGGCUAGUCGGAAGAAAGUUCUACUGAAAGUUAUAAUCUUGGGUGACUCUAGCGUUGGAAAAACAUCCUUGAUGAAUCAGUAUGUGAAUAGGAAAUUUUCUAACCAAUAUAAAGCCACCAUAGGUGCUGACUUCUUAACAAAGGAAGUUACUGUUGACGAUAGAACUGUUACAAUGCAAAUUUGGGACACUGCGGGACAGGAAAGAUUCCAGUCGCUGGGUGUCGCGUUUUACAGGGGGGCGGACUGUUGUGUCUUAGUGUUUGACGUGACUGCCCCGAACACGUUCAAAUCUCUGGACAGUUGGCGCGACGAGUUCUUAAUACAAGCAUGUCCGCGAGAACCCGAGAACUUCCCGUUUGUGCUGCUAGGAAACAAAGUAGAUCUGGAGCCUAGGGCUAUCUCCUCGAAAAGGGCGCAGCAGUGGUGCCAAUCCAAGAACAACAUCCCUUACUUCGAGACUUCCGCCAAGGAGGGCCUGAACGUGGAGCAGGCAUUUUUAGCCAUCGCCAAGAACGCCCUCGCCCAGCAAAACUCGACGGUGGAUCUCUACAACGAGUUCCCCGAUCAGAUAAAACUAACCAACACGCAGAAACCUAACAGUAACGGUGAUAGUUGCGCUUGCUAAAUUCUAGAUUUAUUAGUUGUCUUGGUUUUGUCGGUGCGGCCAAAGUUUUCUUUGACGUUUGGUCGCAUUGCUUGAAGAUCGUCAUAACAAAAUUUAACAGUGGACUUUCUUAGCUGGUCUAAUUUAUUUUCCGUUGAAAUUCUAUUUUUUAUACCGUAAAAGUAAAAAGUUGUUUCCUUUCAUGAUCUUUGUUUCUCUGCUUGUUUAAUUGUGAUAUCUUUUUCUAUAUAUAGAUAGAAGAAACCAUUUAAGCGUAGACUAUUAAUUGCUUUCUAGGCCCCCAAGAUCGGGGGCGAAAUUUUUAAAUUUAAUCCUGUACAUUUUUUCCAUGUCGCUUGUUCUGUUGGAAUUAUAUAUCGCAAUAUUUUCAAAUGUAAAUAAGGUAUACAAGAGGUUAUUUAUAUUAUAGUUGCCUUAACGUUAUUUGAGAUAAUUUUAAUCGUAUAUAUUUAAAAGAAAAAUUAAGAUUGUAAAAUAUAAUUUUCAUUUUAUUUUUAAGUAGCUAAUAAUCCAUAUCAAUAUUUCUUUUAUAAAUAGUACAACAGAAAUAUGUUUUACUUUUUUCUCAACACCGUAUUGUUCUGUGGGAACAACAUCACCGAUAGUUUUACUGGUUACAGAGUGUUUAGUAGUAUAAUUCGUUCGGGGUUACUGAAAUCGAUGGUAAUUAGAGGGCAGGAAAUUUAAAACACAUUCUUUGUACACAGUUAGUUUGCAUUAAAUCGUUAUGUUCCAUUAUUUUACUAUUUGAGAUGAGUUAUAUUGUAGAAUAUUACAAAUUUGUAUAUUAUUGAUAAUAUUACAAUAAACAUAUAUACAAAAAAA